CGCCGCGUCACUUUUCUGGAGCAUCGAGCAAGACGCAUCCAUUGCGGGACGCUGCUGGUGCAGGCACAAACAGCAUCAGCAACUUCAGCUAUGGCUCGGGAUGAGGAGGCAGCGAAGCAGCAACAGCCUGCCACGGUGAAAUCGGGCGACACCAGUUUCCCCCGGUUUGAGCGGGACGGUGUGUACGGAUCGCAGCACGAGCUGCAGAACUACGACGUCUGCCUCCCGCGCCCGCUGGAGGAGAGCAGCCCGGAAAGGACGGUGUGGGUGAUCUUCAUCCACGGCGGCGCGUGGCGGGAUCCGUCUCAGGACAAGUCCGAACUGCAGCCCGCUCUCUCGCAGCUCCUCGCCUGCCCGGACUCCCUGACGCUGCAGUGCAUUGCCGGCUUCGCGGCGCCCAACUACGGCCUCUCGACGCACGCGCCCGACGACGAGUCCAAGCCGGCGGGCCUGCGCGUGCGGCACGACCGGCACAUUGCCGACGUCGUCCUGUCGCUCUGCCACCUGCGGCAGAAGUACAACGUCGGUGCCGAGGGCGGGUACAGGUACGUCCUGGUCGGGCACAGCGCCGGCGCGACGCUCGCGUUCCAAAGCGUGAUGCGCAGCAGCGCCCGCUCAACCCUUCUGCCGGCCAGCGCGGUCGUCGGGUUGGCGGGGAUCUACGACUUGCCUGCCCUCGUGGAGAACCACGCCGACGAGCCCUUCUACAGAAAGAUAGUCGUCGAUGCGUUCGGGGAGGACGAGAGCGUGUGGAGGGAAGCUAGCCCCACGAACGCAGCAUAUGAUCGGGCUUGGAGGGAGGGUGGUCUGAAGACCGUGAUCCUGGGCGCGAGCGAGGGCGAUGUCCUCGUUGAGAAGGAGCAGUGGCAGGAGAUGCAGAAGACGCUGGAGCACCAAGGGUGGAAGACGUUGCGCAGCGAGGAUGAAGCGCGAGCGAGCAGCGAACAGCAGAAGGAAAUUGUCUUGCUGCGGCUGGAAGGCACGCACGAUCAGAUUUGGAGGCUGGGCCACGGCGUCCGCAAAAGUAUCGAGCUGGUUAUCUCUAGAUUGUUUCCCUCGAAGGUGUGAAGAUCUACAUUUAUCUAGGCACGAGACGGUCCAAUGAACGAGGGCAGUCUGGCAUAUCAUUCACAUUGCAGAAACGUCCCUCGAUCACGUUUGCUGGCCUGCAUCAGUGGUAGUAGAACAAUUGGUUGCAUAGAACGAGUCGAAUAUAAUGCUCGCAUAUGCCCAUAUGCUGCAUGUUGCGACUAGAUAUUCGCGAAAACAAAAACCCCAAAGCACAUGCCGCUUGCCGGGAGUUCAUGAAGAUUUCCGCUCCCCAAUCUGUUAGUAUACAUACGUCAAUCGCGAAAGGAAACGCCGUAACACUAUGCAGAGACCUCCAAAG
Verruconis gallopava is the source of this 1390-nucleotide messenger RNA. RefSeq lists its product as uncharacterized. The transcript is spliced from 2 exons. The record is from RefSeq and is a predicted model, not a curated record. Lineage: Eukaryota; Fungi; Ascomycota; Dothideomycetes; Venturiales; Sympoventuriaceae. Bases 91 to 1068 code for a protein of 325 amino acids.